UCAGGCAGAGAAUGUGAGACCCACUCAGUGCUAACACAACCCAACGCCGGGAAGCAUGAACUGUGUAGCUCUUACAGGGAUUGUGCUUCAGUCGCAGUGGUCCUUUCCACUGUCAAGGGGAGACUGCCUUUUCUGCUUUUUCAUGACUGCAGCCUUCUGAUAUGCUCCCUUUCCCUGGCAAGCCCAUCUAAUCACCUGGAAAGUUCAAACAGGAAUGAUUUGCCAGCAUCAAGCAUGAUAACCGUGGAGUGGGAGUCGGAGGGACUGCAGACGGUGGGGAUUGUAAUGAUUAUCUGUGCCUCUCUCAAGCUGCUGCAUCUCUUGGGCUUAAUCGACUUCUCCGAAGACAACGUGGAAGAUGAAUUGGAGACGGCGACUGUGCGUCAUCGCCCGGAGGCACUUGAACUGCUGGAAGCACAGACCAAGUUUACAAAGAAGGAGCUUCAGAUUUUAUACAGAGGUUUCAAAAACGAAUGCCCCAGUGGGAUUGUUAAUGAAGAGACCUUUAAGGAUAUCUAUGCCCAGUUCUUCCCACAAGGAGACGCAUCAACAUACGCACAUUUUCUGUUUAAUGCAUUCGACACAGACCAUAAUGGAUCUGUAAGUUUUGAGGAUUUUGUAAUCGGUCUAUCUACAUUGCUUCGAGGCACAAUUCAGGAAAAACUCAACUGGGCCUUUAAUUUAUAUGAUAUAAACAAAGAUGGAUACAUAACUAAAGAGGAGAUGUUUGAUAUAAUGAAAUCAAUUUAUGACAUGAUGGGAAAGUGCACAUAUCCUCUUGUCAGGGAGGAAACACCAAGACAACACGUGGAGAAUUUCUUCCAGAAAAUGGACAUUAAUAAGGAUGGAGUGGUAACUAUAGAAGAAUUUAUAGAGAGCUGCCAAAAAGAUGAAAAUAUUAUGUGCUCUAUGCAGCUGUUUGAGAAUGUGAUAUAGCCCGCGUGUCAUCUCGGAAGGAUUUUCAACUUUAUCUAUUUUUUGACGAUAAUUUGAAGCUGUGAUUUCCAUCCUCCCAUAAAUAGACUGUUCAGCUCUAAUACUCAGUUAUAUAUUAUGCAAAACAGCUUUUUUUAUGAUGCCUUCCAUAACUUAGGAUUCAUGAUGUGUAGCAGUUGCAAAUGAUUUUCUAGUGUAUCAUAUUGAAUACUUUUCAUUUUUCUUCUUGGCUUUAAUAAAAGCAGUUCCAUAGUAACA
This is a messenger RNA of Xenopus tropicalis (tropical clawed frog), 1194 nucleotides long. RefSeq names its product Kv channel interacting protein 4 (gene kcnip4). The transcript has 8 exons. Gene Ontology annotation, molecular function: calcium ion binding. The record is from RefSeq and is a predicted model, not a curated record. Gene Ontology annotation, cellular component: peroxisome; plasma membrane; cytoplasm. NCBI's taxonomy places the organism in Eukaryota, Metazoa, Chordata, Amphibia, Anura, Pipidae. The coding region runs from base 235 to 936 and encodes 233 amino acids.